AUGAGCGCUUCUGCGGACCACGCGCACUCCGUCGAGGCCAAAGGUCCUGCGAAUGGAGUCGCUGAAGAUACGGCCAUCGACAUCAAAGAGACGGAAAAGGACAAGAUCGAAAAAGCUCCGGUCACCAACUACUGGCGAAUCCUUUCUCAUCGGUCGACCACAGAUGGGGUUGCUCUUCUUGUUGGUCUGGCGGCUUCGCUUGGUGCCGGCACUGCACUACCGUUAAUGAACAUCGUCUUUGGACACCUGGUCGGCAACUUCAAUGACUACUUUCUACCUAACAGCUCCGUGACUGAGGGCGAAUUCAAAUCAACGGUGAACCAAUUCUCACUCUACCUGGUGUAUCUCUUCAUUGGGAAAUUCGUCCUGACCUAUAUUUCCAUGUUCUGCUUUCGUACGACAGGACUUCGCAUCUCGGCCAAACUCAGACUCUCCUACAUCACAUCCCUCUUCGCCCAGCCGAUCAAGAAGCUCGAUGAGGUAUCCACCGGGACGGUGGCCAACACUGUGACCAGUUCCGCCAAUACCAUCCAAAUGAGUAUCUCGGACAGACUCCACGCCCUAUUGAGCUCCAUGGCUCUCACGAUCGCCGCCUAUGCCAUCGCCUUCAGAUAUUCGUGGGCGCUCACCCUCGUCACGAGUUCGGCAUUGCUUUUCGUGCUCGUGGUCUACAGCAUCACCACGCCAUUUGUCCUUAAAAGAUUCCAAAAGGUCGAAAAGGCAAAUGAAAAGGCGGCAUCAAUAGCGGCAGAGGUGUUUAGCUCGAUUCGAGCGGUCUUCUCGUUGGGCGCAGAACCGACUUUGACCGAAAAGUAUUUCUCCCACGUUGACGAUUCACAAAGGCAUGGACUUGCCAUGUCCCCCCAGAUUGGUCUGCAGCUGGCCCCGAUGUUUUUCGCCAUGUACUGCAGUUUCGCAUUGGCUUUCUGGUUUGGCCUCAAACUUUUUCGUGAGGGUCAUAUUGGGAGCAUCAGCACCGUCAUCACUGUCUUCUUUUCCGUCUUGAUCGUCGUCGGCGUCUUAGGUUCCGUGGUGACGCCGGUCAUGGCCAUAACCAAAGCUAUCAGUACAUCCACCGAAUUUUUCUCGAUGAUUGAUGCCGAUACCAUCUCGUACGAAGGAUUGAUCGAGCCAGAUGUCUCCCCGCAUGACGAUAUUGAACUCCAAGACGUGUUCUUUUCGUAUCCCACUCGGGCGAAUGUUCCAGUUCUGAAGGGGUUCAAUGCGCGGAUUCGCAAGGGCAAGACGACAGCUUUGGUCGGUCCAUCGGGCUCGGGGAAGAGUACGAUCGUGGCGUUGCUGGAGCGUUGGUAUGAGUUGAAAAUGACCACGACCGAGACGGCCAAGUCCACCGAACCGGACACGGAGCCGCCGAAUCACGACUCGCCGCCCGAAAAGGAUGAUCCUCCAGAGCUUCCGACCCCGAACGAGGGCAUGAUCACGAUCGGAGGUCGUGACAUCACGGAGAUCCACCUCAAAUGGUGGAGAUCGCAAAUCGGGCUUGUCCAGCAGGAACCGUUCUUGUUCAAUGACACUGUCUUCAACAAUGUGUCUUUCGGACUGGUGGGCACGCCAUGGGAGAACGAAGACGAAGCGGCCAAGAAAGAACGGGUGAAAAGAGCCUGCAAAGAAGCUUUCGCGGACGAAUUUAUCGACCAACUUCCAGAUGGAUACUCCACCAAAGUCGGGGAGAGUGGCAUUAAGCUGAGUGGCGGUCAACGACAACGUCUUGCGAUUGCCCGGAGUAUCAUCAGAGAACCUGCCAUUCUGAUCUUGGACGAAGCAACCAGUUCGAUUGAUGUUCGAGGAGAAAGAAUCGUCCAGAAAGCGCUGGACCGCGUUUCUCGAAAUCGAACCACGAUCGUGAUCGCCCAUCGACUGUCCACCGUCCGACAAGCUGAUCAUAUCAUCGUCAUGCGUGACGGCCGCAAGAUGGAAGAAGGGACUCACGAGCAUCUUCUGUCCAUUCCUGACGGUCUCUAUGCAGGCCUUGUCCAUGCUCAACAGCUUGAGGCUGAAUCGGCCCCGGCACCGACCGCAGACGAUGAAAUUGCCUGUCUCGAAAGUUUGGAACAGAAAGAACCAACCGGAUCGACGAAGAAGGAUGCUGAAGAUGCUAUCCCUACGUACGAGCAAAAAGGAUUCUUUGCUUCGGUUGGCCGAUUUUUGUACGAACAACGAAAGCAUUGGAAGCUUUAUGUGCUGAUCGUGGCCGGAGCGAUGGGAGCGGGCUCCGCCUUUUCACUGCAGGCCUGGAUUUUUGCCAAAUUGGUUGAAGUGUUCCAAUUCACCGAAGAGAAGCUGAAGGAACGAGGCGAUUUCUGGUCCUUGAUGUUCUUCGUCCUCGCUCUGUGCAUAAGUACGUGCUAUUUCAACCUGGGAUUCGGCUCCAACCAUCUCUCUGUUUAUGUCUCAUCGACAUAUCGACGUGAGAACUUCCGAAACAUCUUGCGAAACCCGGUAUCAUUUUUUGACGCCGAGGCCAACGCAUCCGGAUCCUUGAUGUCUCGCCUGUCCUCCGAUUACAAGCAGCUCCAGGAACUACUUGGUCUGAACGGAGUAUUUCCUCUAGUGUCCAUAUUCAACAUGACCGGAAGUGUCGCCAUUGCCUUCUCAUUCGGUUGGAAAUUGACCCUGGUGACUUUCUUCUCGGUCAUGCCGGUUAUUUGGAUUGCCGCAUCCGUCCGCAUCCAAUUCGAAUUGAAGUUCGAGGAAUGGAAUGCUCAAGUGUUCGAGCACAGCUCCCAAUUUGCGACCGAGGCGAUUGGAGCCUUUCGAACGGUGGCAUCGUUGACGAUGGAAGAUGCCAUCAUCCGCAAGUACUCUCAACUCUUACGAGACCAGAUCCGAAAAUCAACGCGCAAGGCCACGUAUGCCUCUCUGGUCUUUGCACUCUCGGAUAGCAUUGAGCUCUGUGGAAUGGCUCUGACUUUCUGGUAUGGAGGCCAACUUUUAGCUUCUCGCGAAUACAACCCAGUCCAAUACUUCGUCGUCUACAUCGCCAUUGUCCUCGGAGCACAAGGUGCCGGCCAAUUUUUCAGCGUCGCACCAAAUAUCGCCCAAGCCACGGCGGCAGCGAAUCGAAUUCUCGGACUUCGAGCCGAAGUGAUGGGGAGAGAGAAAAUCACGAGCAAAGGCCACCGUCUACCGCCAACCGACACGAAAGCCGGAGCCAAAAUCGAAUUCCAAUCCGUCGCUUUCCAAUACCCGACGCGCGAUGCUCCUAUCUAUCGCAACCUCAAUCUGUCCAUCGAAAGCGGACAAUUCAUUGCCUUGGUGGGUCCAUCCGGCUGCGGCAAGACCACUGUGAUUUCCCUUCUCGAGCGCUUUUACCAGCCAACAUCCGGCAUGAUCCUAUUCGAUGACCAAGAUGUCCGCGAGAUCGAAAUAUCAUCCUACCGCCGCGCCCUGUCUCUCGUCGCGCAAGAACCGAAACUCUUCGACGGGACCAUCCGUGAGAAUUUAACUCUUGGACUCAACCCGUCAGAAGUCGCCGAUGACACAAUCGAACAAGCCUGCAAAGAUGCCGAGAUCCACGACUUCAUCAUCUCCCUCCCCGACGGCUACGGGACCGCCCUAGGCAUCAACGCGCAAAGUUCGCUGAGCGGCGGCCAGAAGCAGCGACUCUGCCUGGCCCGCGCACUCCUGCGGAAUCCUCGACUCUUACUCCUCGACGAAGCCACGUCAAGUCUGGACUCGCAGUCCGAAAAGCUCGUCCAGGCCGCCAUCGAGCGCCUGGUCGGUCAGUGCAGUAUGACGGUGAUUGCUGUCGCGCAUCGGCUAGCGACCAUCCAGAAGGCAGAUGUAAUUUUCGUCUUUGGCGAGAGUGAAGUCGGUCGUGGCUCGAGGAUUCUUGAGCAUGGCACGCAUGGUGAGUUGUUGAGGAGGCGCGGCGCGUAUUGGCAAAUGGUAAGCAUCAAGUAUCUUUCACCGGGGUUCAGGCUGACGUUUAUGUUACGUGCAGUGCCAGGAACAAGCACUCGAUCGAUAGCCGAUAGUCGCGACGACUCGACACUCUCGAUUCAUUGA
Molecule: messenger RNA, 4029 nt
Organism: Rhinocladiella mackenziei CBS 650.93
Lineage: Eukaryota; Fungi; Ascomycota; Eurotiomycetes; Chaetothyriales; Herpotrichiellaceae
Exons: 9
Coding region: 1-4029 (1342 amino acids)
Biological process (GO): transmembrane transport
Cellular component (GO): membrane
Molecular function (GO): ABC-type transporter activity; ATP hydrolysis activity; ATP binding
Source: RefSeq, a predicted model, not a curated record